CUGCUAAAGUGUUUCUGCCGAGGCGGCCAUGGUGUGCCAGUAGUAGAGAUGGCGACGAGGGGACCCCGGCAGCGGAAUAGACGAGGAAGCAAACAAGACACAAAUAACGUGAAUACUAACGUUGCCAGUGAUACCCGAGUAACAAAAGACGAAAAGGCGAUCGAGGACAGUAAAACCCCAGAAAUACGGAAUGAGGCCACCAGCAAGGCGGGCCAGGUAUGGGCACCCGAGGGCUCCACUGCCUUCAAGUGCCUGGUCUCGGCCCGCUUCUGCGCCGCCUUGCUCAGCAACAUCUCCGAUUGCGACGAGACCUUCAACUACUGGGAGCCUACACACUACCUGCUGUAUGGCAAAGGGAUGCAGACAUGGGAAUACUCCCCGGCCUACGCCAUCCGGUCUUACGCCUACCUGUGGCUGCACGCCCUGCCCACCUGCUUUCACGCCAAGAUACUGCAGACCAACAAGGUCCUGGUGUUCUAUUUCCUGCGCUGUGUGUUGGCAUUCACUUGCUGCGUCUGUGAGCUGUAUUUCUACAAGGCCGUGUGUAAGAAGUUUGGUCUGCACGUGGGACGGCUGAUGCUGGCCUUCCUUGUCCUGAGUGCUGGAAUGUUCUGCUCCUCAGCAGCCUUCCUGCCCAGCACUUUCUGCAUGUACAGCACGGUCGUGGCCAUGACAGGCUGGUUUCAGGACAUGCCCAGUUUGGCCGUCCUGGGCGUGGCAGCAGGGGCUAUCGUGGGCUGGCCCUUCAGCGUUCUUUUAGGGUUGCCCAUUGCUUUUGACCUGCUGUUGCUGAAGCGCAAGUGGAAGAGCUUCAUCACCUGGACUCUGGUGGCUCUGCUUCUGUUCCUGGCCCCUGUGGUGGCAGUGGACAGUUAUUACUAUGGAAAGCUGGUGGUUGCUCCCCUCAACAUCAUCCUAUACAACGUGUUCACUCCCCACGGCCCCGAUCUCUACGGCACAGAGCCCUGGCAGUACUACUUUGUAAACGGUUUCCUGAACUUCAACGUGGUGUUUGUGCUGGCCCUGCUCUCUCUGCCUCUCACUGCGCUGAUGGAAGCCCUGCUGCAGAGGUUCAAUGUGCAGAACCUGGGCCGGCCCUACUGGCUCACACUCUCUCCCAUGUACCUGUGGAUGCUGGUGUUCUUCACACGGCCCCACAAAGAGGAGCGAUUCCUCUUCCCCAUCUACCCCCUCAUCUGUCUGUGUGGGGCUGUGGCCCUGUCAUCACUGCAGAAAUGCUACCACUUCCUGUUCCAGCGCUACCGUCUGGAGCACUACACCAUCUCCUCCAACUGGCUGGCCCUGGGCUCCGUGCUGCUGUUCUCCGUCCUGUCGCUGUCUCGCUCCGUGGCCCUCUUCAGAGGCUACCACGCCCCACUGGACCUGUAUCCAGAGUUUCACCGCAUAGCCAAGGACCCUACCAUUCACACGGUUCCAGAGGGGAGGCCGGUCACCGUCUGCGUGGGCAAGGAGUGGCACCGAUUCCCCAGCAGCUUCCUGCUGCCCAACAAUUGGCAGCUGCAGUUCAUUGCGUCUGAAUUUCGGGGACAGCUCCCCAAACCCUACGGCCUGGGGCCCCUGGCCACGCGGAACCUCCCCUCCCAAAUGAACGACCAGAACCUGGAGGAGCCAUCCAGAUACGUGGACAUCAAGCACUGCCACUACCUGGUGGACCUGGACACGGAGACGGAGGCCCCUCGCGAGCCGCGCUAUGCCGCCAACAAGGAGGAGUGGACCAUCGUAGCCUACAAGCCCUUCCUGGACGCUGCCAGGUCUUCUCGUCUGCUCCGGGCGUUCUUCGUCCCGUUCCUGUCAGAGCAGUACACCACGUACAACAGCUACGUCAUUCUCAAACCGCGCCGGCCCAAGCAGACCAGGAAACGGACACAACCCUGACCCCCCUGACCCACGAUCCCACGCGCACACGCACACACACACCACACACACACACACACACACACACACACACACACACGACCAUCACCCUCUGUCCAUUCCCUCAGGUCAUAGUUUCCUAUAUUCCCUGUCGUCAGCUUGGCCAGCUGCUCCGCCCGCUCUCAGUGUCCGUGUAUGCCUGCAGUAUUUGUGUGUGAAUACGUAGUACGUGUCGUUGUGCGUGUAUGAUGUUUUAACACUAUAUAUGUGUGUAUUUAUGCAUGGUUGUGUGUGUCUGUGCGUAUGUAUGUAUGCGUGCGUGUGUGUGUGUGUCUGUGUUACACUAGUUGCUAAGAUGAGACCAGUAAAAAGCCAGACCAGGCUUGGACCAGGAGGGUCAGGGAAAGGAUGAGCCUGCAAACACACCAGUGGAGCUACAGAGCAGCUGUACAACCAAGCCCCAUCUCACCUCUGACCUCUCCCCCACUAUCUCACAUUCCUUCACCCUUCGCCCACAUCCAUCUGUAACUGCCUCUCGGGUUUGUGUGUAAAUGAAGAAGGCUGAAGAUGGGAAGGCGUCUGGUCCUCUCCCCGUCCUGGUGGGUCCGUGUUCUCUUUGUUCCCCGUGACCGGCCCAGGAAACCAAAUGAACCGAACUCUGCCGGGCCUCACCCUGGCCCGUUUACGCCCCUGCCGGCACCGUGUCCCGUCUUUCUGUGUUCUUCCUUUAUUGAGUAAAUGUCUUGCUAAGCCAUACUGUGCGAUUCGUCCUGAUCCCCCACAGCGCCCCCUUUUGGCAGAAAGAUGUAGAAAUAACCAUGCGGUUCUAAAAGGCUAACUGAUGUUCUUUACAUUUAUGAUUUCAUAUAUAUUUGUGAUCAGAAAAUUGAACAGAAAAUGGGAAAAAGUCAAUAAGUAGGUUGUAAGUGAAUGAAAAAAUAUCCUGUGGAAAAUGUAUGCCUGGAAGAAAAAAAUAUUUGUCGGAUGUUAAAUUUACAAAUUAUUGGUAUGUCCAUCCUAAAAUUAUUCUUAUUAUUUUUAAUCAAUGAAUGGCCCCUGAUGCCUUCAAAGUGAAAGGUAUAAGGUGGUUCUGUAAAGUGAAGGAGACUCCUUGUUGGUGCACUGAAGCCAUGUGUCAGCUACCAAAAAGGAUCAGGAUGUCAGUGUUGAAUGUUUACAUUUGGAUUGUCUUGUGUAUUGUAACAGGAAAUCAAACCAGUGUUAACUGUGACCAGGACAUUGUCAAAUAAACGACAAGAUAUCAUUG
This is a messenger RNA of Conger conger (European conger), 3142 nucleotides long. RefSeq names its product ALG9 alpha-1,2-mannosyltransferase (gene alg9). The record is from RefSeq and is a predicted model, not a curated record. The transcript has 15 exons. Gene Ontology annotation, molecular function: alpha-1,2-mannosyltransferase activity. NCBI's taxonomy places the organism in Eukaryota, Metazoa, Chordata, Actinopteri, Anguilliformes, Congridae. Gene Ontology annotation, biological process: protein N-linked glycosylation. The coding region runs from base 49 to 1896 and encodes 615 amino acids. Gene Ontology annotation, cellular component: endoplasmic reticulum membrane.